AUGCCUUGGUAUUACCCACAGCCAGCUCCUCUUGCCCCCAAGCUUGCCUCGCAACGUCAACCUCCCCCUCACCCAUACCCAGCUAAUCCUCAGCCUAAAUACCAACCCCUGGUCCCCGUCCAACACAAGUAUUCACAGCGGGGUCCGGUACACCCAAAACCCGGCCCGAUACACCCACAGCCCGGUCCGGUAUACCCAAAACCCGGUCCAGUACACCCAAAACCCGGCCCGAUACACCCACAGUCCCGUCCGGUAUACCUAAAACCCGGUCCGGUACACCCACAGCCCGGUCCCUUACACCCACAGCCCAGUCCCGUAUACACCCAUUACGGUCCUGUACACCCACUACCCGGUCCUAUUUACCCCCAACCCGGUCCCAGUUACCCUGAACAGGAUCACGUUCAGCCCGCUCCUCAUCCCAGGUACCCUGGACCGAGCCAGAAGCCCGGAGGUAGCGGUGGGUGUCUUAAGCACUGUGCCUACGUGCCCGACGGUGACUACCAGUCUUGUAGUGGCUGUAACUUCUACGUGAGCUGUGUAGCGGGACUGACUUACGACUACAGGCCCUGUCCCGCCUACCUCUGCUGGGACGACUACAAGAAGAGGUGUGAGUUCUGGUCUUCGACCUGCGACUGUAAGGCGAGAGGUGGCUACGGGCCAUUCAAAAGCGGCAGCUACUGA
Molecule: messenger RNA, 681 nt
Organism: Liolophura sinensis
Lineage: Eukaryota; Metazoa; Mollusca; Polyplacophora; Chitonida; Chitonidae
Exons: 1
Coding region: 1-681 (226 amino acids)
Source: RefSeq, a predicted model, not a curated record